GGAUUUGUACCCAGAUUUAUUAUUAGGUUGCUGAUUUCUUCAUGUUAACAAAAUAACAAACAAUGAUUUUUUAUUUAAUGAUAAAAUGGAUCAUUAUGAUGACAAUCAUUUCGAUUGUUCAAGGUGAAGCUAAUCAUGAUAAUGAAGAAGAUUCCAUGAUGAUGACAAUUCCUAAUGAUAACAGUAUAAAAAAACCAUCAUUACGUCAACGAUUUGAAAUAAUGACCAACAAAGAACGUUUUCAUAUAAAUAAUAAUAUAACACAUAUAUUGAUGCCACACAAUCUUGAACAACAAUAUCAACAUCUUAAUCGUCGUACGCGUACAACAUUUCGACCAUCAAGCGCAAUACUUUAUUUACAUCCACCAAAACCACGACACAUAGAAUCAAUCGAAACUCAUUUAACAAUGUUAAAUCUAACAUCUGAUGAAAUAUUAGUUGGCUGGGAAGUUGUCGUUCAUUUACGUGUGGAAGAAUCAUCAGGAUCUAGUCGUACCAAACGUAAAAUAGAAGCCAAAGUUGAAGAAGAACAAAAUCCGCUUAAUUUUAUUCUUUAUAUACGCAAAUAUGGUACAACAAACCGUGAACGAUACCAAUUUAUUGAUCAAAACAAUACACUCGAUUCGCCAAUAACAAACAAUAAAACCUAUCAGUAUCGAUUCAAUGGAUUAGAAUCAAUGACUGCAUAUGAACUUUGUUUACAAUCGGUUAAUGCUGGUCAAAUCAGUGAAACUAUUGAAAUUUCUCGUCAAUUUCCUAUUAAUGCAUUAACUGAAUUGGCCGGACGUAAUAACCCUUUGUUUGUUUGCAAAGAGAUUGUACUACCUUCACCAUCUUCCAAUUCGAAACCCGGUACAAUAAAAUGUCGUAAUAAUGAAAACAGAUUUACUGGACGAAGUGGAGAUUCAUCUAACCAACAAAAUUCUAAUUUAUUAACAAACACCGGUGCAGCUAUUCAAAUUAGUGAAGAAGUAACCGAUAGAUUUGUAGUAUAUACGGCCAUUACUACAGGAACGACAACAGUAUUUGUUUUGGUUGUCAUGGUCAUAUUUUGUUGUUGUCGAUGUCAUAAUCGUCAUCGUAACAUUGAUAAUAACAAAAAUGGACAACAACAAGUCUUUCUUUAUGAUCAGGUUGGCAACAACAACAACAACAACAACAACAUGAUUCCCUCUUAUUAUGAUUAUCGAAAUUGA
This is a messenger RNA of Dermatophagoides pteronyssinus (European house dust mite), 1196 nucleotides long. RefSeq lists its product as uncharacterized. Lineage: Eukaryota; Metazoa; Arthropoda; Arachnida; Sarcoptiformes; Pyroglyphidae. The record is from RefSeq and is a predicted model, not a curated record.